Molecule: messenger RNA, 834 nt
Organism: Filobasidium floriforme
Lineage: Eukaryota; Fungi; Basidiomycota; Tremellomycetes; Filobasidiales; Filobasidiaceae
Exons: 2
Coding region: 119-445 (108 amino acids)
Source: RefSeq, a predicted model, not a curated record
GUUGCUGGAUGUCGACGAUUCCAUAUCAUUGAAUGACAACCACCUCGCUCAAACAUCCUAGAGUGCAACCACAUCCAUCCCGAAUCGUCUGGCGUUAUCUGUUCCUCGACUCAUCAACAUGGCAAUCAUCGUGGCCUCCAGCAUAUUCCGUCCCAUCUUCGGGCUCUUUUUUAUCAUAUGCGGCCUGCAUGACCUCCGCUAUACCUACGGUGCACUUGGAAUGGUCGUCAUGGGCAUUGCCCAAGCUAUGAUGGGUACCCCACUCAUCAAGGUCCAAGGGGACAUGGAAGCCGAAGGAUUCGGUCUCGGGGCAGCUUUCAGGGUGGGGUCGUUAUUGUGGUGCGGAUGGUCUGUAGCGAGGCUGGCUCCCGCUGUAUCUUUUAGUCUGGUACUCCUCGCUGCGUAUCAGGGGUUGCGGGCGACGGGAACGUUGUUGUUAUCGUAGGGUUUGGAGGAGGAUUCGGACGUCUCGCGUGUGCAGAGAACGGAUGUGACCGAAGAUCAAGGAUAUUGGAGGCUCAGUCUGUCGAGAUCAAACAACAUUACACCCAGCGUGCAAGAAACAAGAAGCAGCUGAUUCAGCCAAUGCUUCUGCCAUUGAUUAUCAAUCCAAAUCCUACCAAGUCCUAGCUCGUAGUUGCGGAUCUCUCGUACGAAAGACCGGUGGCAGUCGCGACUCGAGAUCUUCAUUUAUUGGCCGAAGUUUCCCCCUUUAGGCGGAUUUGCUUCCGAACAAUCAUCCGAAAAGGCGGCAGUGGCACCGACCGAUAUUAAAGUGGAGUGGAGGUUUGCGGGGCAUGACGAUCGGAUGACGAUCGAUGGAAUCGAUGGAGC